This is a messenger RNA of Zophobas morio, 1491 nucleotides long. RefSeq names its product cytochrome P450 306a1-like. The record is from RefSeq and is a predicted model, not a curated record. The transcript has 5 exons. Gene Ontology annotation, cellular component: cytoplasm; intracellular membrane-bounded organelle. Gene Ontology annotation, biological process: xenobiotic metabolic process. NCBI's taxonomy places the organism in Eukaryota, Metazoa, Arthropoda, Insecta, Coleoptera, Tenebrionidae. Bases 1 to 1491 code for a protein of 496 amino acids. Gene Ontology annotation, molecular function: heme binding; oxidoreductase activity, acting on paired donors, with incorporation or reduction of molecular oxygen, reduced flavin or flavoprotein as one donor, and incorporation of one atom of oxygen; iron ion binding.
AUGACAACACUAAAAUUAAAUUCAGUGAUCUUAACUAUACUUAUCGUAAUAAUAAUAACAGCACUACUUUUUAUCACUAUUUUCCGUGAUAAAAAAUGUCUUCCAGGACCAUUUAAUUUACCAAUUAUAGGUUACUUACACAAACUAAAUCCAGUAGAACCACACUUAACAUUAACAAAACUUGUUCAAAAAUAUGGACCUGUUUAUAGGGUUAAACUUGGUUUUUUAAACACCGUCGUUAUAGCCGACGCAAAAAUACUAAAGAAGUUGUUAGCAAAGGAUGAAACACUUGAAAGACCUCCACUCUAUAUGUUAAACACCGUAUUUAAUCGCAAAGGGAUACUUACACUGCCUCUUGAACAAUGGAAAGAUCAACGUAAGUUUGUAACAAAUUUUUUAAGAAUAAUGGGAGCCAGUAGAGUUUCCCCAAAUAAAAAAACGUGUGAGGCGCUAAUAAAAAAACAUGUUGAGGAAUUUGUACAGGUUUUUAAAUGUACAAAUCGUUGUGUGUCAAUGGAUCCUUCCGAAUAUGUAGCCCGUUGUGUUAGUAAUAUCGCCGGUAUGAUACUUCUGGGCAAAUCGUUUUCGAUGGACGACAAGACGGUUAUUGAUUUAGCAGAGAACCUCGACGAAGUUGUUAAAGCCGUAGCAUUUGGAGGUCUAUUAAAUUUCUUGCCAUUUUUACGUUUCUUACCAAAGUUCAAAAAAUCAGUAGAUUCAGUAGAAAAAACUCUUCAUAUAGUUCGUGAUGUUCAAAAAAAACUUAUAAACGAAUGCCAAGAGUCCAUGUCGAGUCUCAAAACAGAUGCUCCAUCUAAUCUUAUUCAAGCAUUUCUCCUCCAGAUGUCUAAAGGUGGCCCUCAGCAUAUUUACAACCAUGAUCAACUUCACUACCUUCUAUUUGACCUUUAUUUGGCUUUCACGGAAACCAUCAAAACCUCCUUUGGUUGGAUUCUAUUAUAUCUGGCCCAGUACGAAGAAGUGCAAAAUAAAAUACGACAAGAACUUCUAGAAGUAGUGCAAGAUAAAACAGUAGAAAUGGAUGAAUUUGUGAACUUACACUACACUAGAGCAGCUAUUGCUGAAGUGGCCAGAAUUAGAACUGUAACACCAUUGGGAGUACCACAAUGGGUGUCCGGAAAUAUUUGCGUGGAAGGUUUUACAAUUCCGAAAGAUACAAUGAUAAUGCCUUUAUUAUGGGCAAUCCACAUGGAUCCAAAAGUUUACAAGGAACCGGAAGAAUUUCGCCCUGAAAGAUUUCUGGACGAUGCGGGAAAAUUCUUCAAACCGGAAUCAUUCGUUCCUUUUCAAACCGGUAAAAGAAUGUGCGCUGGCGAAGAAAUAGCAAAAAUGAUGAUGAACAUAUUUGUUGUUGUUGUGGUGAAGAAUUUUAAACUUGCACCGCCUGAUUUCUCUUCGAUAGAUUUCACUGGAGUUUCUAAUGCUUCCCUCUCUCCAAAACCACAGAAAAUAAUGUUUACGAAAAUAUAA